Trachymyrmex septentrionalis is the source of this 1592-nucleotide messenger RNA. RefSeq names its product uridine 5'-monophosphate synthase (gene r-l). Bases 162 to 1592 code for a protein of 476 amino acids. The transcript is spliced from 4 exons. Gene Ontology annotation, molecular function: orotidine-5'-phosphate decarboxylase activity; orotate phosphoribosyltransferase activity. The record is from RefSeq and is a predicted model, not a curated record. NCBI's taxonomy places the organism in Eukaryota, Metazoa, Arthropoda, Insecta, Hymenoptera, Formicidae. Gene Ontology annotation, biological process: 'de novo' pyrimidine nucleobase biosynthetic process; 'de novo' UMP biosynthetic process.
UGCACAUACUGCUGCAUAGUGCGAAUUGAGCACGUGUAAAUUGAGAAAAAGACAUGUCAUAGAUCAUCUUUGAGUACGGAGUAGUUCGAGCACCGAGACGAGAUCAACGUAGAGAAAGAAAAAAGCACGUGACUCUCUGAAUCGUAAAAAACAAAGUCGAAAUGGUAGCGAUUUUGAAGGAAUUGGCAGUUGAGCUGUAUGAUAUACAAGCUGUGAAAUUCGGAGAGUUCAAGACAAAAAUUGGCCUAACAACACCGGUAUACUUUGAUCUGCGUAUGGUAAUUUCUCAUCCGAAAUUAAUGUUAAAAUUGGCAAAAACUCUGUGGACAUUGGUGGAUAAUCCUACGAAAGUGUCUCGAAUCUGUGGUGUCCCAUAUACUGCAUUGCCAUUAGCUACUUUGAUAUCAGUAGAAGAGAAGAUUCCAAUGUUAAUGAAGAGAAAAGAAGCAAAGUCCUAUGGCACAAAGAAUUUAAUUGAGGGUAUUUUCUUACCUGGUGAAAAUUGCGUGAUUAUUGAGGAUGUUAUAACGAGUGGAAGCAGUAUUUUAGAAACUGUCGAUGUCUUGAAAAAGGAAAAUCUAAGUGUGACAGAAGCUUAUGUGCUAAUCGACAGGGAGCAAGGUGGGAAAAGGAAUCUUGAAAAUCAUGAAAUUAAAGUUAAGAGUUUGUUCGUGGUUACACAGCUUAUGAAGUAUCUCCUGGAGGCUGGAAAGAUCACACCUGAAAUAGUCAAAGAUGUUGACAAUUACUUGGCAGCAAAUCGGGCACCAAGCAUUUCUGUUCAAGGUGUGCCAGAUAAUAGAUUGAAACUGUCAUAUAGUAAACGCGCAAAAUUAACAACAAAUCCAUUGGCUUCAAAACUAUUGGAGCUAAUGGAAUCAAAACAAACCAAUCUCUGUUUGGCGGCAGACUUAACAAAAAUGGAUGCAAUUUUGGAAUUAGCAAACAUAGCGGGACCUCAUAUCGCCGUGCUGAAAACUCACGUAGAUAUCAUAGAGGACUUCAAUGAAAACUUUAUUUUUCGGCUCAAAGAAUUAGCGAGGCAGCACAGAUUUUUAUUGAUGGAAGAUCGCAAGUUCGGCGAUAUCGGUAACACGGUGUCGUUACAAUACAGAUACGGCUUUUAUAAGAUAGCUGAAUGGGCCGACUUGAUUACGGUACAUCCGAUAUCAGGUGUAUCCGUCAUUGACGCAUUGAAGAAAAGUUUAGAUAAUAUCACUGAGCCCCGUGGCAUUUUCUUAGUCGCUGAGAUGUCAUGCAAAGGUGCAUUGACGACUGGUGAUUAUCUAAAGAACGCAGUUUCAAUGGCAGAGGAAGUCUCUGAUUUGGUGGUAGGAUUCGUAUGUCAAUCUAAUCUCUCAGCGCAACCUGGACUACUCCAGUUAACACCUGGUGUCAAGCUUGCCAAAAGUGUAGACGGGCUAGGUCAGCAAUACAACGAUCCACAAUCGGUUAUUAAUGCAGGUGCUGAUUUAGCAGUCGUUGGCAGGGGUAUCACGGAGGCGUGUAACGGUUAUCUGAAGGCCACUUUAGAAUACAAAAAAGAACUUUGGAAUGCAUAUGAAGAACGAAUAAAUAUAUCUAGUACGUAA